Mercenaria mercenaria is the source of this 1682-nucleotide messenger RNA. Its product is annotated as heat shock 70 kDa protein 12B-like. The record is from RefSeq and is a predicted model, not a curated record. The coding region runs from base 97 to 1233 and encodes 378 amino acids. Lineage: Eukaryota; Metazoa; Mollusca; Bivalvia; Venerida; Veneridae. Gene Ontology annotation, molecular function: ATP binding; ATP-dependent protein folding chaperone. The transcript is spliced from 2 exons.
GAAUCUAAGUAUCUCUCAAUUGCAUUAGAGCCAGAAGCAGGUGCUAUUUAUUAUGCCGUGACACAGGCAAAUCCACCAAACAAAAUCAAAAGAAAGAUGGAACUUCCGGUGGAUAUCGGCCCAGGAUCAACAUUUAUGGUUGUAGAUAUUGGAGCAGGAACAGUCGAUAUAACAACUAUGACCAUAAUGAAGAAUGGAAAACUUAAACAGAUUCACGAAUCAGACGGCGGCCCAGCUGGUGGCGAAAAUGUUGAUAGAAAGUUAAUUGCCCUUGUAGCAGAGCUGUUUGGGGAAAAAACCUGGAGUAAGUUUGCAAAAGAGAGUUCUCGCAAAUAUGCACAAUUUAGGGACUCAGUUGAAGCUGCAAAAAAAGAUUUAAAACCUACUAAAACAGACGAGGAAAUUGACGACGUUUUACUGGAUGUACCCGAAGAAAUAUUGAGAGAUUUCGCGCGAGAACAGAAGGAGAAUGACUUGGCGUCUGCUAUUCAUAAGGCUGGGGAAAAACUUAUAGAUGGAGGCGUUGACAUAGAAGAUGGACAACUUUGUUUCAAGGCCGAUGUUCUGAGAAAAUUGAUGGACGAAUCCGUGUCGGAAAUACUAACGUUUAUUAAUGAUGUAAUAAGAAACGAACAAAAAAGAAGAAGCAACAUACAUGCUGUUGUUCUCGUGGGUGGAUUUGCUUUGUCUGAUUUUUUGUUCAAGGCAAUCGAAAAUGAAAUUAAGUCAGUGCGUAUUUUGAGACCUUGGUCUUGUGACAAGGCCGUUCUACGUGGUGCCGUCCUUUUCGGACAUAAUGAGAGAAUUUUGAAUAUGAGAAUAACACGCUUAACUUACGGUAUUAGGUCGUUUAAGCCUUUUAAAUCAAAUGAUGAUUUGAAAAGAAAAGUAAUAAUUGACGGGAAAGCUUAUGUCAAAGACCACUUCUCCAAACACGUCACACGUGGACAAGAAGUACACAUUGACGAAUGGACACCACCUAGAGAAUAUAAGCCACAGUACAAUUCUGAAGAAAACACCACAAUAUUUAUCUAUUCGUCAAAUGCCAAUUCACCGAGAUAUGUCGAUGAAGACAGCUGCAAAAGCAUCAAACAAUUAGUACUUGAUUUCCCACGCGUGAAGGGCAAACCUAAUUUAUUAGAUGUUUCUUUCAAUUUCGGUCGUACGGAGGUACUUGCAAAAGUGACACAUCGGUCGUCAGGAAUUUCCCAAGUAGGAUCGAUUCGUUUAUAAUUAAGGAUGGGCAUAGUUUUUAGCAUGUAAGGAAAAAGUGACAUGUAAUAAACAUUUUAAACUUGAUUGUUCUUAUUCCUCUUUAUGCAAGUCAUGUAUAUAAAGAAUCAUUUAGAAUUGCACUUUAUUCUUGCAUAAAAACUACUUUUUUUUCACUUGAUCCGCCCAUGUAUUAACGGGAGAAAAAUCGUGUGCUAACAAGGGAAUUUAUGUGCUGUUAAUACUUGAUUUUUAUUUUUGAAAUGGUUUGCGAAGGACGUAUAUAUGUAUUUCUGCGCUGACUUAUAUUUGGUAUAUGCGUCUUGUAUCUUCCAUAAUAACCUCUUCUAGUAGCAUUAAAGAUACAACGUAAUCCGUAGUAUGUUUUGCUGUAUCAGUUUUCAACCCAAAACGUACUGCCCUCAGCAAUGUACUCACUCGCUUCUCUUACAGUUUACUCCCUUUACCAA